CAAAACCCUGUCUCUCUUUACCUUCCUCUAUAAAUACCCAUUCACCCAUCAGCCGGAUCUCAUCUAACCAACAACCAUCUUUAAGCUUCUUUGCCUUUCUCUCUCUAUCUUUCUCUCACAAUCUACUCGCAAAAUUCUCUAUUUUCUCUUCUCAGAAAGAAAAAUGAGAACCGCUGGGACCAUAACCUCACCAGCACCGGCACGGUCUGAGUCUGCAAUGUCACAGCACUCGCCAUGGCAUUCUCCGGUGCCUUACCUCUUUGGUGGCUUGGCUGCCAUGUUGGGUUUAAUAGCUUUUGCUCUUCUCAUCCUCGCUUGUUCUUACUGGAAGCUUUCUGGGUAUUUAGAGAACGGUGACAGUGCCGAAAGAGAUCCAGAGAGCGGUGAUGAGAAGGGAGGUGAAGGAAUCAAAGUUCCAACUGUGUUUGAAGAGAAGAUUGUAGUGAUCAUGGCAGGAGAUGAGAAACCCACCUUCAUUGCUACACCCAUUUCAAGCAGAGCUACUUCUUUUAAUGAUAACAACAACAAGAACAACAAGGAAGAGAAUGAAAAAUCUGAGAAACCCAAAGAAGAGACAACUCUCCAAGAACAACAGCAACAACAACAACAAGAAGAUCAAGAAGAAGCAGAGCCGAAUAGAGAGACAAGCCAGACCCAGAACCAGUGAGCCCUUUUCUGAUCUUCUUCUCUCUUUUCCGAUAUCACUCUUGCCUGUGGAGAGGGGAUUAGAGAAAGCUCAUAUUUCAGGUUUUUGGAUUGAUCUCUGAA
Molecule: messenger RNA, 768 nt
Organism: Macadamia integrifolia
Lineage: Eukaryota; Viridiplantae; Streptophyta; Magnoliopsida; Proteales; Proteaceae
Product: protein GLUTAMINE DUMPER 3
Exons: 1
Coding region: 164-667 (167 amino acids)
Biological process (GO): regulation of amino acid export
Source: RefSeq, a predicted model, not a curated record